AUGGCAAGGAUACUAUUCAUCCUCGCGAAAAUCAUGCUUCUUACAAUACUGGUAUUAAUUCUCUUACAAGGUGUCUUGACGUCCGAUGCCUUGGUCAAAUCAGAGGGCGGCCCUGGAAGUCUCUCGGGCUCCAGCCGGGUCUUUGGUCCUGGGAGAUCCGGGGGUGUACGCUCGUCUGAGGCAGCGAAGUCAAAGUCCAGACCCAAGCGCUGCACCUGUUACACCUACAAGGAUAAAGAGUGCGUCUACUACUGCCACCUGGAUAUCAUCUGGAUCAAUACUCCCGAACGCACUGUGCCCUAUGGAAUGUCGAGCUACCGAGGCCCUCAGCGAAUCAGACGUGCUGUUGUUGGACAACCAACUGACCCUGAGGAGGCAAAGACUCAGCGCUGCAUCUGUGCUGUGCUUGACACAGACCCUGAGUGCCAUGUUUUUUGUCUGUCAAGCCCUCUGCAGACAGUGCCUUCCAAGAGUCUCCACAGAAUCCCUGGCCCUGGAUGACAGUUUGACGCCUCUCCAUCUUCUGCUCUUCUUCUUGGUAGAAUGGACCCUUGACUCCUGUUCGGCCACUUCACUCUCCAUUUGACACUUUUGCCGCCACAUGUACACUGACAGUCAAGGAAAGAAGUUUGGGGCAAUUUCCAUUAGACCGAGUGGUUUCAAGAACUCUUCAGCAUAUUCAGUAGAGAUCCCUGAUGGCUAUCCCCUUUUUGUUCCCUCCCGAGAGCAGUAUGAGGAUUACUUGCAUCAUAACGCAACAUAAUACAAAAGCCAAUGAUCCGGCUUCUGUCAAGUUUGAUCAGACAAACCCUUUGUAUUCACACCUGUUGUGGACUACACUUGACUCUAUAAAUCUGUUUCAAAACAAUGAGAUAAGCUUGUAUCAACCUAUAAGAGACACGUACUACUUCUGCAAAAAUGUUUGAAAGCAAAAAGUGCCAUGAGAAGCCAAGGAAAGUAGAGACAGGGCAUGCUUUUGUGAUAUCUUGUCUUUAAAAAUAUAAAAACAUGCGUACAAAAAAAGGGAACAGCUUUAGACCACCUGCGUUCAGGCGUGUACUAUUGAGUUUUGGUUUAUGAUAUGCAUGUUUUGUUCAUAUCAGUUUUUUCAGCAAUAAUAUAUCAUCUUUGUUCUGUGCAGCUGUAAUAUCAGGGAUAUUCGUGGUGCUUUUACCAUCCCCUGGCUAACACUGACAUUCAGCUGACAACAUUUAGCUGGGGUGAAAUUUAUAUUUAACCAUCUACUGCUAAGUCUAGCAUCUAUUAAAAGGUGCUACAUGUAA
Molecule: messenger RNA, 1283 nt
Organism: Xiphias gladius (swordfish)
Lineage: Eukaryota; Metazoa; Chordata; Actinopteri; Istiophoriformes; Xiphiidae
Gene: edn3b
Product: endothelin 3b
Exons: 4
Coding region: 1-501 (166 amino acids)
Biological process (GO): intracellular calcium ion homeostasis; vein smooth muscle contraction; regulation of systemic arterial blood pressure by endothelin
Cellular component (GO): extracellular region
Molecular function (GO): endothelin B receptor binding; hormone activity
Source: RefSeq, a predicted model, not a curated record